AUGCGGGUUCGCUCAGUAUUGGCAAGAAUUUGGCUUUUAGGUCUUGCAUUCUUGUUCACGCUGACUCUUGUUUCCGCUGGCGAUGAGAUCUCUCCUUAUUCGGACCACUCGCUCGAAAAGUCGCUCGGAGACUUCACUGUCACCAAUCUGUUGUUGGCUUCAGAUGUCGAAGGAAACUUGCAUGCUCUCAAUCGAGUGACGGGUGAAGUGGUGUGGACGUUCGUGGGGAACACGCCGCUGGUGGCCAUUAAGGAAAGCAUCGACCCGAACAUAUCGGGGGCUGACCCCUCUGUGGGAUCUCAGUUCUCGGCGUGGAUGGUCGAGCCAUUUGAGGAGGGCUCUAUAUACUACUUCACGCAGGAAACAGGAUUACAGAAACUGCCUGCCUCUGUCCAGCAACUGGUUGCAAAGUCGCCGUUCUCGAUCGGAGACGAGUUCAUAUACACGGGAGUCAAACGGACGGGAAUCGUUCGAAUCGAUGCGCGCACCGGUGAUUUGAUAGAUUCUUUUGGGAUACCCGAGUCUGCGGAAAUAUGUCCGGUGGAAGACCAUACCGACCCUGUCCAGCCUGUCAUAUUGCUGGGAAAGACUACCUACGAGCUCAGCAUCCACUCGAAAAACAACACAGCCUGGAAUAUCACAUACACUUCGUGGGGUCUGAACAAUCUGCACACCAAUCUCGCCGCCGAAAAUCUCCACAGCAUCGACGAUCUAUACAUCCAGCCGUUUCAUGACAACUCACUGCUUGCUCUUGAUGCCAGCACAAAGUCCGUCAAAUGGGUUUCGAGCUUGCCGUUCGUCACCGUGAAUGUGUUUGAUGUUUUCCUAGAGGAUGGUGAUAGUAACAAUUUUAUUGUGCUUCCACACCCACUCAAUAACAAAAAUACAACUACUACAGGUGAUUCCACGUUUGUGGACAGAACUAAGGGUGGGUCAUGGUUUGCCAUGAGCGAGACAAACUAUCCUUCCCUAGUCAAAUCGGCCCCCUUGGCAAAAUACGUCUCCAGUGAGCGUUGGAGAACACCGUCGAUAUUCGCAAAUGCCGAACUUUUGGGAAUCGCCAUUUCCGGAGUCCACGACAAGUCCAUGGACAAAUCGCAAAACCAGAUUGACCUGACAAGCCCGAGACUACCUGCAUCGCUUUCCUCGACGAUCUUUGAAGAUCCAUUGAAUCGCAAACCAAGAAGGCCAAGAAAAUCCCGUCCGGGCUUGCCCGAAGCAGAGGAAUAUCUUGCCAUUGAUCCACCUUCGCAAUACGACAUCGCAACAUUGCCCUCUUCAACGGGGAGAGGCACACCGCUGAUCAAUCUUGUAUACCGUGCCUUUGAGAAUGUUGUCAUGACGAUGAUCGGCGUGAUGAUUCUCGUAUUUUUAUCGAGAAUAGGCAUUCUUCCUCCCCUGACGCAGAUACUGAGCCGGUUUGGACUUUUUAGACGGACCCAAAGUGCUGUCGAGAUUGUCGACAUGUUGCUCAAGGACGAUGUUGUUGAAUUAGAGAAAAGCUUCAAUUUGAUAAAAAAAGAGCGGUUCGGGGACAUCGAGACAGAUAAAAUGCCAAAAAAGGUGACCAUUGUGGAGGCAGACAACAAGAGCGAGAACUCCUCCUCGUCGUCCUACAACUCUUUCAAGCCCAAUGAGGAGACAGUGCAAUCCGAAGACAAAGACGGCCAACAGCCUCAACCACGUAGGCGCAAAAGGGGCACUCGUGGAGGGAAGAAAAACAAGAAGAAGGAGAUAGGGGGCUCUACUUUGGAAGAUGGAACUGAUACUGUGCGGAGCAGAAGCGGUUCCCAAAAGAGUUUGGCAAGUUCUGCUAUCACUAUUCCUACGUCAACCAGCAAUAUGACAAUUUCAGACGAGAUUCUGGGUUAUGGUUCUCACGGAACAGUUGUGUUCAAAGGAAGCUUUGAAAACCGCCCAGUCGCCGUUAAGCGGAUGCUGCUGGAUUUCUACGAUGUUGCAUCCCACGAGAUUAAUUUGCUUCAAGAAAGUGACGAUCACCCAAAUGUUGUCCGCUACUUUUGCUCGCAACAAAGCGACCGAUUCCUGUAUAUUGCCUUGGAAUUGUGCGGAGCGUCACUCGAGGACGUCAUUGAGCUGAAAAAAGAGGACUCCAACGAGCUGUUGGGUAAAAUGAAGCCAGUUAACGUCCUUUGGCAGAUAGCCAACGGUCUGAACCAUUUACAUUCGCUCAAAAUAGUUCACAGAGAUAUCAAACCGCAAAAUAUAUUGGUUGUUCCACCAAAGAAGAUAAACAGCGGUGAUAAGGAGAUGCCUUUACGGCUGCUUAUUUCAGAUUUUGGGCUUUGCAAGAAACUCGAGAACGAUCAGUCCUCUUUCCGGGCUACCACUGCACAUGCUGCUGGAACAUCUGGCUGGCGUGCGCCUGAACUUCUUGUUGACGAUGUGGCCGAGACGGAGUCGCAGCUCAGCCAGCUCUCAUUAAUGAGUGAUCGUCGUCUAACGAGGUCGAUUGACAUUUUCUCAGCUGGGUGUGUUUUUUACUACGUUCUGACCGGAGGACAGCAUCCAUUUGGUGACCGCUAUUCGCGCGAAAGCAACAUCAUCAAAAACCAGUAUAAUCUGGAUCUUCUGGACACGUUGGAGGACCGCUACGAGGUUCGCGAUCUGAUUGAGUCGAUGAUAGAUCAAGACCCUGCCAAUAGGCCUGAUAUGAGCCUUAUCUUGAAACAUCCGUAUUUCUGGUCCAUUGAGAAGAAACUGGAGUUUUUGCUUCGUGUCUCUGACCGCUUUGAGAUUGAAAGAAGAGAUCCUCCGUCAGAUUUACUUUUGGAGCUGGAAAGCAUAGCACCGGCCAUUAUUGGCAAGGGGUGGUUCAGAAAGUUUAACUCGUCGUUUUUGGACAAUCUUGGAAAGUACAGAAAGUACAACGACGACAAGUUGAUGGAUUUGCUCCGAGCUCUACGAAACAAAUACCAUCAUUUCCAAGACUUGCCACCUAACCUAGCCAAGCAAAUGAGCCCUCUUCCGGAUGGCUUUUACGCAUUUUUUGCUGGCCGCUUCCCCAACAUGUUAAUGGAGAUCUACACACUGGUGGAGAGAAUUUUGAGAGACGAUGAAUAUCUUAAAGCAUUUUUCUAG
Molecule: messenger RNA, 3102 nt
Organism: Ogataea parapolymorpha DL-1
Lineage: Eukaryota; Fungi; Ascomycota; Pichiomycetes; Pichiales; Pichiaceae
Product: Serine-threonine kinase and endoribonuclease
Exons: 1
Coding region: 1-3102 (1033 amino acids)
Biological process (GO): intrinsic apoptotic signaling pathway in response to endoplasmic reticulum stress; mRNA processing; IRE1-mediated unfolded protein response
Cellular component (GO): IRE1-TRAF2-ASK1 complex
Molecular function (GO): ATP binding; RNA endonuclease activity; protein serine/threonine kinase activity
Source: RefSeq, a predicted model, not a curated record